CAGAGGUCGCAUGGCAGAGGGAAGUCCGACCACUUCUGUGUACUGGAACCAGUGCGAGAAUAUGAGCACGUCCAUAACAAAGCCAAUGUGAGAGCUCACAUAGGAGGCUGCACGUUGGAGUAAAAAUAAAAACGAGCAAGAGCAAAAGAAAGUGUUAACUUUGGAGGUUUGUUUUGCUGUGGAAUACCCGGAUAUACAGUAGUUGUGGCAGCACGUGUGCAUCCAUGACAUUUGUGUUUGGAGUGAGGGACUAUUUGUCACGCUGAGGACCACUGCGCACCAGCCCGGCAUUGAACAGGGAGAAAAGUGCGCCGAGAAUAACUUCAAUUUUCCUCUUUUUGUCCCUUUCUCCUCUUGUUUUGCCGUGUUUGCCUUUUUGCCGACACAACAGUUUGUCCACGUCCAAGCUGGAAGUGAAUUGAUGCGUCCAGGCUCGCUCAACCUGAGAUGGACGUGAGAUUUUACCCUGCUCCCCCGGCCAAUGUGGGUUCAUGCUCCCUACCCGCUGAUCCAAGUUGCUUGAGCUCGCUGGACUAUUAUCACUCCAACAAGGCCCGGUACAGUGUGGGUGAAAGAGGGGUCAGGCUCCACUCUGCCCCCCCUCCAGGCAUCAGUCCAGCUAGGAAAAGACUACCCACUGCUGUGUUUGAUGGUGACAACAUGUACAUGAAUGACAAUAACCAAGAGUUCCGGUCACCAAACCAGAGCUAUACCAGUCAGGGCAGAGGAAGCAAUGGUGGAGGAGGGGGAGGCGCAGGGGAUGAAGACUACGAGAUCCCCCCGAUUACACCCCCUAAUCAUGCUGACCCCUCUUUGCUGCACCUUAUGGAACAUGAGUCAGGGUACCCCUUUCACACCUUGCCUCACAAUGGCCUACUCAACACCUACUCUUACCCCGAGCUGCCCGCCCUUAUGAUGUCCAACAUGCUGGGUCAGGACAGCCACCUUCUCUCGGGGCCUAUGCACUCAAUAAGCAACGACAAGCGGUCUUCAGCAGAAAUGAUGAAACCUAAACCCAAACCGCAAAAGAAAAAGAAGAAGAAAGACCCCAACGAGCCACAGAAACCUGUCUCAGCCUAUGCGCUCUUCUUCCGAGACACCCAGGCGGCCAUUAAGGGUCAGAACCCCAACGCCACCUUUGGAGACGUCUCCAAAAUUGUUGCCUCCAUGUGGGACAGCCUAGGAGAGGAACAGAAGCAGGGUUACAAAAGAAAAACUGAGGCGGCAAAAAAGGAGUACCUGAAAGCCUUGGCGGCGUACAGAGCAAGUCUGGUUUCCAAGACAUAUAAUGAUCCAGAGCCAAAAAGUGCCCAGCAGACAAGCCAGGCCUCCCACCUGCUACCCCCCAAGCAGCCCCUGUAUAGUCCACAGCCCUCAUCACCCUACCUGGGCCCGUCGGGCUCAUUCCCUCUGUCGGACCUCCAGAGCUACGCGGGUCCGCCGCGUCACAGCUUGGCAUCCACUCUAAGCCAAUCGCAGAUGCUGCCACCCAGCAUGAGUGCCUCACCCCCUGCUCCCUUCCAGAUCAGCCCACCCCUCCACCCUCAUGCCCAGCUCUCCCUGCACCAGAGCUCCCUGCUCAAUCAGCCUAUCCGCAUGCAGCAGUCACAGCCAAUCAUCUCACACCAAAUGGGACUCCAGGCACCUUUGCAUUCCCCACCUCUCAGCCAACAGGGUUUUUCCCAUAUUCAGACUGAGUACCAGAACAGCGUGGGGGGCUCACAGUCUCCAGGGGCCCCGAACCCAGUGCAUGGCCAGAACCCAGAAUGGGAUAGUGAAUACUGCAACAGGGAUUGUGGACCCAACCCUUGCAGCAGUGGCAUGGGAGCUCGAGACAAGCCACUCUACCUCACUUGAAGCUGAAGACCUCUACACACGUGACAAAUUUCAAGGAACCCAACAUAACAUCAUCAGUAUAUCAGCUUUGACACAGUUUUGCGUUCUUCUUCUUCAUCUGCCGGAUUUUGAAAAUCCCAAAGACUUCUCCAGCAUCUUCACCUAUUCGCCAAGCACUUAGAUCAGCCACACGCCUGAGGCACUUUUCUUUUCUCUUCUUUCUCUCUCUCUCUUUUCCUCUCACUUAUCAGUGAACUUUUCAUAUUUUUUGGGGGGGGGGGGCAGUGAGCUAUGAGCUCUUGCCAACAUACUGGAAAGAAAGACAAAAAAAAUAUCCUUUUAUUUUGUUUCGGAUUUCCUUCUGAUGCGCUCCUUUGCCUCUUGAUGGGUGGAAGUGACAUGCUCAAAGCAUCCUCAAUGAGUGAGGCUGACCAGUUUAGUCACCUUAACAGGGGUACAUGUUUUCAGGACAUUUUCAAGCGAGUCGCACACACGAGAUGUUUGCAAAACCCAUCUUUGCCCCUAAUGAAGGACUAAUUUUCCUCAUUUCUCGCAGAGAAUUUGUAAAUACAACCAAAAAAAACAGAUCCUUCUCAUGUGUGUAUUUAACAGCAGUCCCUUGCUGUUUUGAGUUUCUUUUCAUUGGAUUGUGUGAUGACGGAAUACACACACUAAAAAUGUGCUACAAGCAAGAGAGGAGGAGGAAACCCAAAAACAAUCGAGCAUUUCCCUGCCGAUAGUAGGGCGCGUCGACUCUCGUCACGUGACCUCAGGACGAUGCCGAAGUGCAGAGGAGGAAGAUUUCAAACCCUUUUGAUCAUCCCCCACCUUCCUUUUGUCCCAACACCACUUGUACAGGUGAAUUAAACAAAAAAAAGAAGCUAAAUGUGAAAUGUUAACUAAAGAAAAAAACAGUGGGGUUUUGAAGUUUUGACUAGUUUUAUUAGGUGUUUUAGAAUUGUGUUGAACUCAUCUUUAUCAUCUUUUGUGAAGAAUUUAAAAAAGAGAUCUUUUGGUUUUCACUGUAGCAGGAUUUAAGAAAAUGUACAUCUGGGUAUAUAAUUCAGUUUUGUGUAUAAAGCCUGCCAAAUGUACUUCUUUACUUUGUCACACCACAGACUUUGUUUUGAUAAAUAGUGGUUUUUCAAAAUGCUCUUUUUCAAUUGGUUAGAAGAUAUCCCAUUGGUUUAUCAAUAAAAAAGGCAGAAUGUGCUAGAGUUUUCAUCAGGGUGCAUUAUUAUUAUAACAUGGGUAAUUAAAAUAUUUUUCAAAAAUUGUUGUUGGUGCAAUACCACUGGACCAGCAUUAGAUUAAUUUUGUGUCACAAAUAUUCCUUUGUUUUCUUUUUUGUCUGUAAUAAAAU
Molecule: messenger RNA, 3199 nt
Organism: Corythoichthys intestinalis (scribbled pipefish)
Lineage: Eukaryota; Metazoa; Chordata; Actinopteri; Syngnathiformes; Syngnathidae
Product: thymocyte selection-associated high mobility group box protein TOX-like
Exons: 9
Coding region: 448-1857 (469 amino acids)
Biological process (GO): regulation of transcription by RNA polymerase II
Cellular component (GO): nucleus
Molecular function (GO): chromatin DNA binding
Source: RefSeq, a predicted model, not a curated record